GAUCCUCGCUUUGUGGAACACUUUUGGCACACUCUUAUUUUACUAGACAACCGUUAAGGGGAUAAGAGUUUUCCCCCACUCCCAAGUUUUCGGCAUGUUUACAAACCAAAACUGAACGAAGGUUAGUGUUUGACAAGAAGUCUGUUGGCGCGUAAAUGGUGUUAUUCUUAUGUUUUACUGCCCUCGUUGACUUCCCUUUUCACCAAAAUGAUGAACACUGUGCAAGCUUUACUGCAGCGACAAAUGGGCAACGCCUUUCCUCGACAAUACGAUGUCGCUCUGAGCCGUCUGUGUGUCCACGUGAAAGACAACUGGAGAGGACUGUCGUCGUCAGUGUUGGACGGGGAGUAUGCGCUAAUUCCCCCGAUAUAUUCAGCAAAAUUUGCAAAUACUGCAAAUGCCGAGCACUUGUUGGCACUCGCCAAUGAGGAUGGGAAGAUUGCAAUUCACGAUACAGACAAGGUGCCCUUCGGUGAAGAGGCUGGCUAUCAACUGCCCGGCUAUCAGUGCCAUAAUAAUGCCGUGUGCGACAUUGCGUGGAUGCCAGGAGAGAUGAAGAUUGUAUCGGCGUCCAGCGACAGCAAAUCCUGCCUCUGGGAUGUCCAUCAGUCCGAUCUAGUGCACUUAAGAACCUUUACCGGGCACACGCGCAGCGUGAAGACUGUGGCUUUUCGCCAUGAGGAUUCAGCCGUGUUCGCCACGGGCGGCAGGGACGGUGCCAUCCUCAUCUGGGACACACGAAUCUCACCCAGUGUGGCGCACAUCCCUCGUGCCGAUAAUUGCAUCCUCAGCGGCCACGCUGAGUCGUAUGAGAGCCGCCUGAAAAAGUCUCACGUGGCAAAUGCGUGCAAAAGCAGCAUCACUGGCUUGGGCUUCCAGUAUGAGAAUACGCUGAUCUCGUGCGGUGCUGGAGAUGGUGUGGUAAAGGUGUGGGAUCUCAGGAGGAACUACACAGCGUACAAGAAGGAACCGCUGCCCAAACAUAGUCUUCCCUAUAGAGGCACAUCCACAUUCAAGGGAUUCACGAAUCUUGUCAUAGAUCCCAGAAGCUAUCGACUGUACGUGAGUUGCAUGGACAACACUAUUUAUUGCUACAAUAUCUCUUCGUACGAUCGGGAGCCGCUGCAAAGGUACAUAGGAUUCAAGAACAGUAGUUACUACAUUAGAGCUUGCCUCAGCCCUGAUGGACAGUAUCUCCUGAGCGGGAGCAGCGAUGAGAAGGCGUAUGUGUGGAAUGUGGAAAAUCCCCGUCCCGUGGUUACUCUCUCAGGCGAUGAGAGCUACUCUACGUCGCAGGAAGUGGAGGUGAGCUGUGUGGCGUGGAGUGGGACGCGGGAUUUCCGUUUGGUCACUUGUAGCGAUGAUGCUAGGCACAAGAUCUGGCGCGUGGGACCGAUAGAAAUUGAACCCUCAGCGAGAAACUACCGCGGAUGGGCGUAUUUGAAUCCCGAUUACGGCAAGAAAGUGAAGAAGAGCGUGAAAGGAACACCCAAAAUGUGGUGGAACAAUGGAAGCUGCACACCCAGCUCCAGUGGUCGCGUGGCUUUAAAGAGAACCUUCGCUGAACUAGAUGAUGACUUCGGAGAAGCUCGCUUCGGUGAUGCAAAGAGACUCCACAUUGAACCCCGAGGACGUCGGCUUUUUGCCACAGCUACCGUUGAGACGGAUAAUCCACCGCAUGAGCUGAAAUCUCCCGUGAAGAGCCCAACAAAGUCCUCUCCUCUGUCUGAACGCGUAAACGUUAUACAAUCUCCAGAAUCACCAUCCACAUCGCAUGUUCCAGUCCCACUCUUCUCGCCCACAUCCAAUCUGCCCAACUACGUCAUGGACGGCGAAGCGCCCCACUUGCGAAUCACCUCGCCGAAGCGAAAGUUGAAAGAGAACGUGGACUGGCUCACGAAGAUCCGCAAGCAGAAGCUUCAACAGGUGGCCUCGUCUCUCACGCUCACCUGUGGCGACGGCGGCUCUUCUCCACGUCCCUCUUCACCCGCCGCGGGUCCCAUGUCGCCCCGGAUCCAGUCCCUGCGCGACGGAGAAGCAACAUCACCGCAAUCCGGCACACCGAGACGCCGAAAGUCACGCUCAAGCUCCACCUCAGACCGUCCCAAGACGCCCAACAGCACCAGGAAUCCCUCCGAAUCCAUUCUGCGGUUUCUCACGCCCACCUCAUCGUCCGCGGGGCACAAGUGACACUGGUGUCCACAUUCGC
Phlebotomus argentipes is the source of this 2209-nucleotide messenger RNA. RefSeq names its product protein lethal(2)denticleless (gene l(2)dtl). Gene Ontology annotation, molecular function: protein binding; protein-macromolecule adaptor activity. Bases 208 to 2190 code for a protein of 660 amino acids. Gene Ontology annotation, cellular component: nucleus. Gene Ontology annotation, biological process: mitotic G2 DNA damage checkpoint signaling; proteasome-mediated ubiquitin-dependent protein catabolic process. The record is from RefSeq and is a predicted model, not a curated record. The transcript is spliced from 3 exons. NCBI's taxonomy places the organism in Eukaryota, Metazoa, Arthropoda, Insecta, Diptera, Psychodidae.